AUGCCCAUCCAAGUAGUUCAACAAAUCUCAAAAGGGAGAAAUGGCUUUGGUGCAUAUAUUUUUCAAUGUAAAAAAAUCCAAUUUUGCUAUUGUAAUUGGGCAGGAAGUUCCCGAGGUAUGAAUAUUUUUCUUGAAAAAAUGCUCUUGAAAUUCUCAAAAGAUAAUCCAUAUAUUGAAAUGAUUGUUUCAAGAAGACCAGGAAAACAUCCUGUUAUAAGAGGUAUCUAUGUCAAUGGAAGAGAAAAGGUGAUUUGUGUAAGAAAUUUAGAUCCUCAACAAAUUUUAAAAAAAGCUGAAUUAUUAAAAAAUUCGAGUGGUGCAAAAUUAAAAAAAGUUAAAUGGCCUGUGUCUAGCAUAAAUAAAAGUGUCAGAGGAAUAUGGAGUCCUUUUCAUCAACAAAAUACCCUUUAA
Messenger RNA from Pneumocystis murina B123, 411 nucleotides. RefSeq lists its product as hypothetical. The record is from RefSeq and is a predicted model, not a curated record. Bases 1 to 411 code for a protein of 136 amino acids. Gene Ontology annotation, molecular function: structural constituent of ribosome. Gene Ontology annotation, biological process: mitochondrial translation. The transcript is spliced from 4 exons. Lineage: Eukaryota; Fungi; Ascomycota; Pneumocystomycetes; Pneumocystales; Pneumocystaceae. Gene Ontology annotation, cellular component: mitochondrial large ribosomal subunit.